AUGGAACAAUACCCAGAAUGUGCAAGUGUGGGAGAUGGCUUCUCCUUCCGACCCCAGCGAGAGAAGUGCAGCACGAAGCUCUCCAGCUGUCGCCUUCUUUCCGACCCCAGCAGCAAAGGCACUGUCUCCAGGAGUGUCGAGGAGCGUUAUGGACGCCAUGACUCCCAGUUUAUGAACUUCCCGUUGUUGGAGUACACCGAUCACAUCCAAGCGCAGAUGGACAUUGAAGAACACUUCAAUAAACAGUUUUCCUUUAUGCAGCGCACUAACGAGGAUGGAUCGGUUAACUGGGUGCUUCCUUCUGCUGAUAGGAUGUAUACUUCUCCUGUAUGGAAGGAUGACACCUUGCAAGCCAUGAAAAUGUCACUGAAUCAUGUAAAAAAACAGCUAGGUGAGAAGGACAUUGCAGUUUGGCAUAAUCACACGAGCAACACCAACCCCUCUCAGAAAAUUUCUUAUGCAGUUAAGCGGAGAGCACAGCCAGAGAUGGUGACACAGGCAUGGCUAAAAUUUUAUGAGAUCGUGAAUGCAUACCCCAUUGUGCCUCUGGAUGUGGAAGGGGAAGAGGGCCAUGUGCCUUUUAACUCGGUGCACUUGUGUGAGGCUCCCGGGGCUUUCAUUCUGGCUCUCAACCAUUACCUGGCACUCAAUAGGUGGAGCCUGAAGUGGCAGUGGCUGGGCAACUCACUCAACCCAUACUACGAGGGGAUAUCUUCAGACCAGUGUAUAAGUGAGGACCGCUUUAUCUUUCUUACCCUCAAGAACUGGGCCUUUGGUAAGGACAACACAGGUGACCUCAUGGCUCGGAAUAACCUAGACGAUAUCCUGGAGCGUAGCAAAGCCUUGGGGUCUAUUCACCUGGUCACAGCAGAUGGCAGUGUUGACUGCCAGGCCAACCCUGGAGAGCAGGAGGAGACCACACAUGUCCUGCAUCUGUGUGAGGUUAUAGCUGGCCUGUGUCUCUUGGUGACUGGGGGGGCACUUGUCAUCAAGAAGUUCACCUUCUUUGAGAGUGAAUCAGUAUGUUUGAUGUACCUGCUGAGCUGUUUGUUCCAGGAGAUACAUGUGUACAAACCUGGGACCAGCAAACAGGGUAACUCUGAGGUGUAUGUUGUGGCUCUAGGCUAUAUUGGGAGGGAUGCCUGCAAAGAACAGCUGGGGAAACUCAUGGAGGUUUAUGGUGCCAGAGUCAUGCUCCAUACACUGUAUGCACGGGAGGACAUUCCUGAAGCAUUCAUGAAGCAGAUUUACACAUGUUCAGAAUUCUUUAAACGGCAACAGGAAAACAGCAUUGCAAGAAAUCUCAGCCUAUUUCCUAAAAUGCACGAGAGAGAGAAACAAUAUAACGAAUUACUGAAAGUCAAGGGGCAAAAAUUGUUCUUUGAUCGUAAUUACUGCACAACUAUACCGAAGUGGAUGACAAUCACUGAGGGUAAUGUUAACAGAUCCAGACAUAUUAUGGAAAAUGACUGGAGCAAAAUUGACAAUGCCUCAUUAGUAAGAAACAAUACUGUGAAGGAAAAAUUCAAAAUAGUGGUUAAAUUCUUGGAAGAGUAUAUAGAGGAUAACUCUUCUUCCAGAGGGGCAGACAAUGUGACAAAUUUUGCUGAAACAAAAUCCUCGUAUUACUUUACCUCACCCUUGCUAGAGGAAAUUGAAUAUAAAGUUAUAAAGGGCAAACCUUUCCACACAGUCAGUUCAACUAAAUUCUGCCCUCUUAGGGUGUUCAAGAUAUACAGGGAACUCUAUGAAAUGUGGCAAAUCACAAACUCUUCUAAGAAAAUUCUUGGGAUUGACGACAGCCUUGUAGCCAAGGUAGUUGAAGAGCAUGACGAGGCACAUAUCAUUAGGGAAGAGACAGCAUUGGGUCCUCAUUCAAGUUGUAGAGCAUUAGAACAAAUUGUAGUUCUUUUAGAGACAGGUAGUAUUCCUGUGGGUGGGUCUGUUAUUCUUGUGGAUAUACCCCUGUUAACCAGAUUACAGUGUGGACUCCUAAUGGUGGUAGAGUGUGCCUUCACCAAUGUUCUCUUGUACACACCAAAGGAGAUAGGUUCACAGGCUCCUGUAAUUGUCUUACAAGGCUUGAAGUCCAUGGACAUGUCAGAAGCUGUCAUCCGUUCUUUAUACCACACAGGCCUAAGUCCAGAUGGAGGCUCAGGGGGUUCUGGAGGUGCCUUGCAGAUUGUGGCUUACCCCAGCCUUCUACAAGAGGACCAGUACAAUGUGUUUCAUCAUUACAACAUGUAUUAUUACAUUCAUUGUGCUCAGCUGUUGUGUCAGAAUAUUGAAAUUGAUUGAAUAGAUUCCUAAAUAUAUUGAAGAAAAUUGUGUAAUUAAAUUAAAAGAUGUAAUUAAUCAGUCUCUGUGAUCUCUAGCAUAUAACAGUGUUUUACCUCAACAAGCAGAAAAAUGUUAAAAGUGUAUUCAUUGACCCAUUUUUCCCCCAUUAUUGUAAUCAUGAUUGUUUUUGUUUAUUUUUUGAACUAAAAAGUUUAUUAGAAAUCAAAUUUAACCAGUAUCUGGAGACAGACAAGUUAUUUAAGUUAUUUUUUCUCAUGUUGAUGUUAAUAAUUUUAGCAGAUAGUUUGAAAGCAAAUUUAUUUUGAGAUAUUUGGGUUAUACAUGGUUCUUUUAAUUUUUUAGAUAACUCUUCCCACCAUUAAUUAUGUUAUGCUUAUUUUAUUGGAAAGAAAAAUAACUAAUUUUGAAGUAUUUGACCAAUACUAUUUUUAAUUUUUCAACAUUUCAUGCCAGGUGAACAGAGUUACAAUUCUUAGGUUGUAUAUGUUUACAUAUUUAGAGAAGUCUAGUGAAAAUGUAAUUAUUUUUCUUUUUUAUGCAUAUGAACUUCAAAGUGGUGUAAAGCUUUCUACCUGUGCAGUGAUAUUUUCUUAAAUCUGCUGAUAAUAAAAAAGUUAAACUAA
Messenger RNA from Penaeus vannamei (Pacific white shrimp), 2924 nucleotides. Lineage: Eukaryota; Metazoa; Arthropoda; Malacostraca; Decapoda; Penaeidae. The record is from RefSeq and is a predicted model, not a curated record.